AUGGAAACCAAUACGAACAUUGCUGGAUGUGGCGGAGUAAUGAGAGACGCCUCGGGACACUGGAAAGCUGGAUAUGUACACAAUAUCGGCAUAUGCUCGCCGCUUCAAGCAGAAUCGUGGGCCCUUCUCAAAGGCCUUCAACUCGCUACUACGCAUGCGGCCAGAAAAGUUAUUUUUGAGAGCGACUCUAGCGAGGUGGUUAGGCGAAUGAACAACAGCCACGUUGAUGCUACUGACUCCAACAUUAUACUUGCAUGCAAACAUGAAUGCCGACGCUUUGAAGAGGUAAAAAUAUUGCUGAUUGCACGAGAGAAAAACGCAGUGGCAGACUUUCUAGCCAAACUCGCCAAACAGUAUGCUCAAGGAGUGCAUAUUCUCACCACCCCACCAGUUGAAGUAGCUAGACUAUUAGAAGAAGAUGCUACCGGAAUCCCACAAUGGCGUUUUAGCGUUAAAACCCGCUGA
Molecule: messenger RNA, 465 nt
Organism: Ipomoea triloba (trilobed morning glory)
Lineage: Eukaryota; Viridiplantae; Streptophyta; Magnoliopsida; Solanales; Convolvulaceae
Product: putative ribonuclease H protein At1g65750
Exons: 1
Coding region: 1-465 (154 amino acids)
Molecular function (GO): RNA-DNA hybrid ribonuclease activity; nucleic acid binding
Source: RefSeq, a predicted model, not a curated record